Mugil cephalus (flathead mullet) is the source of this 7980-nucleotide messenger RNA. RefSeq lists its product as uncharacterized. The record is from RefSeq and is a predicted model, not a curated record. The transcript is spliced from 10 exons. Lineage: Eukaryota; Metazoa; Chordata; Actinopteri; Mugiliformes; Mugilidae. Bases 887 to 7882 code for a protein of 2331 amino acids. Gene Ontology annotation, molecular function: protein binding.
GUGGAAGUGGACGAUAUCAGCGGUCUUCAGGCAGCCCAGAGUGAGAGUGCUCGGGUACAGUUGCCUUUUUUUUUGUAACGCCACAGCGUUCACAACAUACCAGGCACACGGUACAAACCUGUCUCUUGAGUGAACGUGCGAAUCUAUACGUCUCGUAAAGUAGAUGUCAACUUCAAAAACCUAGCUCGUUGGCGGAAUAGCUCGCGAUAAGGAACUGUUACGCUUUGUCAGACCAUCAGCUAGUGUUACUUGUAAUGGUCUGUCACUGACAUCAUUCCGUGCGAUGACGACAUGCUGUCCCUGCAUAACUUCUCAUCUGCCGGACAUUUAGUUGCGACGUUUUUUCUUUUACUAUGGAAAGCGAACGCAGCAAUUGCAGGCCCCGGGUUGGAGACAAUAGCAAGCUAAGCCAGCUAGCAAGCUGUCGUAGCUGCUAAAAGCUUCACGCGUGUGUGUGUGUGUGUGUGUGUGGAGAAGCACUGGAAACGUCGAGGUAUGUCGUCGAGCUAACCCAAUUGUGUCUCCGGACAGUUUGUUGUGCACUUAUUGAGCACGUGGUCGCGGUACGGGAAGUGAUAAGGAAGUACCCACCCCAAGAGAAAGCAAAACAAACUUUUGGUUUCUUGUUGUUAUUUUAACUACCCGUUAGCUAGCCGGCUAGGAGCUAACUUCGUGCUAGCUCGCCAUUGAUCCGGAGGAAAAGAAAAGUUUGCAAAGAUCACAUUGGUAAAUCAAGUGGGAUCAUUUGCUUGUGGUGUGGGCCCAGUCACAAGAGGUAAACAUUCCCGUUUUUCAUCUCGUGUCUGUGUUAAUGUGACCUCGUUUCAUGGCAGGAGUUACAAUGAAAACAAACAAGCCCAGUGAUGUUGGGUAAGGUGCCUGUGCCAUGGAUCAGGAGGGUGUGACAGACCAAAUCACUGCAGCCUGUAGCCAGUUGUUGUUCCACAACCAGGACUUGGCCUUGACUGACCGAGCACCCUCGCUGCCUAGCUCUGACACCAUGUCCUCACAAUCCAAAUGGAUGAGCAACAGAACUGAAGACACUGACCUGGCUGUGAGUGCUGAUGGGCUGAGUAAUGGCACCGGUGAAGUUGCACUACUAUGUCCUGGAGAUAGUGGGGAGGUCACUGCCGAGGGCGACAGCCUUCCUCUGAGCACAGAUGGCAUCCCAGAGUUUUCUAACAGUGACUUAUCAUUGCCCGAAGUUUGCAUCUCCACCAACAGCAAUAGCUUUGAGGAGGACAUGAACUAUGAGGUCCAGCAAGCAUAUAGGAUAUUCACUGGCUUUCUCCUGGACAAGCACAAAGGAAUCACCAGCCCGUUCCUCCAGCCUGUUGGACACCAGGAGGCCCACCAUGGCGUUGGAGGGGUUAAGGGCAGGGGUCAGUCUCAGGUCAGGCAGUCAAUGUGUUUGCGGAGUAUGGAGGCGAAGUUUAUCAGCCAGGAAUAUGAAACCAUAACAGAGUUUGUAGCGGACUUCAGGCUAAUGUUGGAGAACUGCUACCGAUACCACGGGGUGGACCACUGGAUUUCCAAACAGGCUCAAAAGCUGGAAAUUAUGCUGGAGCAGAAGCUUACAUUGCUGUCCAGGACACUGCGAGAGAAGACAGCCUUAGCUGUGACUUCUAAAGGACGUUUCGGUGCAGAGGAAGAACGGGCCUCGGUGGGCACUUCCACACGGAGGAGGUUGGCUCCUCGUAGCCUCGCUACCAUCACUGUUGGUGGGCAUGAGUCUAUCAUGGUACAGACCCUACGACUGGAAGAGCAACAAAGGGCCAAGGAGGAGAAGAGGCAACGUGAUAUUGAGAAGAAGGAAGCAGAAGAAAUGUCAGCCAAGGAGGUGGAAGAGUGGGAGCAGAACUUGCUGUCGCAGGCUUCUCCCCAGACUGUCGACACCCUUUGGGAGCUCCCAGCCAUAGGACACUUUCUCUGCCUGGCUCAGACUGCCCUUAACCUUCCCGAGAUUGUAUUUUUUGAGCUGGAGCGUUGUCUGCUGAUGCCCCGCUGCAGCCUGCUCCUCUCCAAAAUCAUGUCUUCCCUACUGUCACCUCCACAGCGGAGGGCGACUCUACACCGCCGGCCAGCCCUGCCUUACUGCCGCUGGGAGUCAGAAUUAAGGCAGCGAGUAAUGGGCUGGUACCGGUCUGUCGGUGCCUCCCAUAAUCAGCCACGUCGAGCUGAACAACUUGGACUUUGCCACCAGUUUUUCAGCAUCCUGGGGGAGGUGAGUCCUUUAGAGGAGAGACCUUUUCACUUGUUGCCCUUCUACCAGCGAGUGUGGCUUCUGAAGGGUCUGUGUGAUCAUGUGUAUGAGACACAGAAGGAUGUACAGGACGCUGUGCUGGCUCAGCCCAUCCAUGAAUGUCGGGAAUCUAUUUUGGGUUAUGACAGUAAAGAGAACGCAUAUAUACAUUUCCCACAUUUCUGUGGGGCAGACUUGAGGAUAUAUUGCCAGAGCCCCAGCACACCCCCUGCGUUCCCUUUCCCUUCUGUGUUGGUUAAAAGGGUUGAAAAUGAGCCAGGGACAGAGGGUGAAGAGUCGGAUGGAAUAAAGGAUGAGGGGGAUCAAAAUGACAGUGGAUGUUAUGGACUUCAAAUGGAUGCAGGAGAGUCUGUUGAUUUUGGAAAAGGGAGAACAGAAACACCUGGGGUCUUCAACAAGCAAAAUGGAAAGGAGGAUGAAGAUAAAAAAACAUUUAAAACAUGGUCACUAAUGAAGAAAGAGAUGUCUGAAUCGGGGUCCUCUGAUGAAGAUUCUAAAUUGGACCUGAAAAUGCACACUAACCCCUUAUCCCUCACACACUGUAGUCCGAAUAAGGGAGGUGGUGUGAAAAUAAAGGAAGAGACUUUACAUGUGGAGCACCAAUCCAAGUGGCCCACGAUAAAGCAGGAGCAAGAGCAGGAGCAGGGACUGUCAUUGGGUUCAAUGCGCACCAUUAAAGCAGAGACACAAGAUCCCUGUCUGAAUGUAGGGGAGCACAGCUACACAGGCAGAUCCCCUGCUCGCUCAGCGAAUUUGGCCUCCCCAACCAAGCCUCUGAUGCUCAAAAUGGAGGGAGAACCUCCCCGUCAGGAAAACCAAAUAUCUUCCUGUCUGGAAUGUUGUAAAAGCAAAGCUAGUCACCUUAGAUCAGAGGAAUACAAAUGCUGCUGUGGUGCUUCGGCAACUCAGUUAUCCUCUGAGAGCACUCAAAACUCGAGUGAAGAAAGAGUGAAUGACAAAAUCUGGACUAAAAAAAAGAAGCGGAAGAAAAAUCGAGGGAAGGGACAGCUGCUGAGCAUGAAACGAGGACACAAGCAGCUGCAGCAUGUGGACAGGAUGAGGCUGUCCCCAGCAGAGGCUGCUAAUUCUCCAACUCAGACAGCUGCCACAGUUAUCAAGAGAAAAGACAAGAAGAAAAAACAUAAAGCAGGAAAAAAGCCUGAAUCGUCAAAGAAUGUCGACGAUGAACUCCCAUUUGAGCCUUCGUUUAAGUUGGUUUGCACCAGUCUUGAGGAAUUGCGAGAACUGAUAAGCAAGACAGAAGAUGAACUUGAUGAUCUGGAGAGUGCAAAAAAGCGAUUGGGUCGAUGGUAUUAUAGGAGAGAAGCAGUGAAGGACCUCCAUAGCACUCUAAUUAGACUACUGAAUGAACUCUCACCCUGGGAACCCAAGCUUGUUAAGGCCUAUCAAAGAAACAGGCUUCGCUUGAAGAAAGAAUUUGAUGACUUCAAGAAACACCCUGAGUACAAUAACUUUGUACGUGAGGAGUGCGUUUCAUCGUCGUCAUCAGAUGAUGAAGAGAGGGAUUACGAGAAGGAAAUGUGUUCAUUCUCUGAUCAUUAUGGAAGAUCAGAAGAGGAAGACCUAGAACAUAAGGUUCCUAGAGGCCUUUGGAGGGGAGCAAGCACCAGGGAGUUUGUGGCUGAGUCUGCUGGAGAAAAAAACGUGACCUGCAGACCUCUGAACCACCUUAAACAUCCUCUGACUAGCCCAGAGAAAGGCAUCACUCUUCUGCCAGGACUUCAGACUGUAAACGUUGACGAGUCUCUGCCACAGUCUAUAUCUGAACAAACACCAACAAAUCAAUCCAGGGAUCCAACAGGGAUAGCAAGGUUACCAACCAAUAUUUCAGUGUCACCCAAAUCCCCCAUCCUCAACCCCACCAGUGGACUACCUAAGGGCUACACGCCCAUUCCCACCCUGCUGGCUAAGAGUGUGGGGAACAAAGUGACCUUAAUGAAACGACCUGCUGAUUUCAGAAGUGUUAACAAUGUAGAUGGACAUAGCAAAGGGUCUUUCGUCUCCCUGCCCACUGCAGUGGCUAAAACAAAACUUUCAAAAGCACAAAGUUCUUCAUCCCAACUUAACUGUCCACAAGGACCACAGCAAACACAUGCACUUGUACGCCCAGCAAUGGCCACUGUUACGGCAGCUCUUCCUAAAUCACAGCAGGCCAUGCCAACCCAGACUGUACCAAAAAAUCCUGUCCAGGUUGUGUACAAAGUACCUGAGGGACUGGGAGUUAUAAGGAAAGAUAGCAGCAGCAGCAGCAGCAGCAGCAGCCCAGUCAAGGUCUCUGUUCAUCCUGUCGUGGACCAGAACACUGGGGAAAAGAUCAUGCAGCAAGUGGUAAUCCUACCCUCUAACCUUCUCAUUAACAAAAGUGAAGCAAAGGCAUCCUCUUUACAUCAACACGAGGCUAAAGGCUUUCAGGUUGCUGUUCCAAAAGUGGCUGGCUCUCUAUGUAUGUCCACCGAUGUGCCUGGGUUCAGCAUUCCUGAAAACAGAAUUCCUGUUCAACAUGUGGCUCCUCUAAAAGAUGCCAGGACAGAGAGGACUCCUUCCCCAUCUGUUUCCCCUUGUUUGCCACAAGUGUCUGUCAACACAGCGGGAUUUAAGGGUGCACAAGUAUGCAGUGUCCAAACUAGCACAUCGCAAGCAGUCACAUCAAACCCUUCAACUGUCACAACUCUUUCCAGUGCAAUUUCUACUGAGUCUGUUAAAUCUACAGAUCCUAAGCAGGAGCUUAAGACGGUGUGUAUCCGUGACUCACAGUCCAUCCUGGUAACAACUAGAGGAGGCAACACAGGCAUCGUCAAAGUCCAGACAUCCUCGGAUCAGAGCGCACUAGGGUGUUUUCCCACCAGUCCAGUCAUCACUAUCUCACCUCAGUUUAAAGCCUUCCUUGUAUCCAAGACAUCAGCAACUCUGUCUCCUGCUACUCCCUCUCAGACUUCUCCUUCCCCUGUUGCAGCAGUGACUAGCAUCGCAGUGGCCCAACCUCAGAAGCAAGUUCCUUCAGCAUUAAAGCCCCCUUCGAUUGUUACAAAUCCCAUGUUCACAUCGGUCACUGGUAGCAUUCCCAUAACAGGCUCCAGAAGCCAGACUGCAGACACUACAGUUGCUUUAAGUCAAGGCUCCAGUACCUCAGCUGGUUCUACAGCUAAAACAAUGACUUCCCAACUAGUGAAGACAACUACUGCUGGAUCUCUAGUGCAAGCUUCAGUUUUAGAAAACACAGUUGUUGUCCCAUCAGUGAGUAGUUCUGGAGUUCCUCAAGUUGUCACACAAGAUUUCAUCAACAAGACUGGUGUGAAACGAGCAAGUACUGAUGAGAGAUCCCCAGUUGCUAAAUUCAUCCUCGUUACUCCAUCUUCUUCUUUGGCCUCCACUGUAGCUUUGCCCAAAGGUGCGCCCUCAUCCACAAAUUCAGUUCCUAGUUCAAGAGUGGUGUUCAUCAGCCAGCCAAGUGUGACAUCCUCUACCACCUUCAUGGGAAAUAUUCCAAAGCAGACGAUGUCAACUAGUGCAAGUGGACAGGUGCUGACCAAGUCAAUACCAAGUCAGACUCUGAAAAUGGGAUUAAGGACAAAGAACAUCACUCUUCCUUCAGGGCUUCGAAUCCAGUUGUCAGGGAAGACAACAACUAUCGGACAGAGUAUUGGUGCCCUGUCACAUUCUCCUCCUGAGGGCACACCAAUGUCUGUCUCAGGAUGUCGAGACAGCACCGCUGGAAUGCUCCCAGUAACAAGCUCAAUUGCCAUCACAAGUUCUCCUCAGCUUGCCCCUCACAGUUCUCUGACCACCAGCUCCCAGCUCCUGGGUAUCUCUUCCUUCUCCCAGGCAAGUUGUUCUACAUCCACAUCCACAUUUUCCACUCUGCCUGCAGGAAACAUAAUCAAGCGGGGCCUAAGUAUGCCACCAAGUAUACUGUCCAACAGCUCUCACGCUCAGGUAACCACUACCAUGGAGAGCAAUCCAGACCAAACCAAAUCCACUCGUGGAUGCCAGUCCUCGUCUGUCCAAAGUGGCAUUGGUGAGGCAACCACUUCCUUCUUAUCUUCCUCUCAACUUGCUUGCAAUACAACAAAAAGUCCCCUCUCUGUACCAGCCACCUGUACUCCAUUUACCACGUCUGCUACACAGUCUGGCACAGUCCAGCAGAGAAUAGUCAUCAACACCUCUACGCCUCUUGCUGCUGGCACACAGAUCCUCCUUAACAAUGCACGCUUUGUGGUCCCACCCCAGGGUUUGGGUCCAGGCAGUCACGUCCUUAUCCUCUCAAGCCCUGCACCACAACAAGUGCCUACUGCCAGUGCUACCGGCACUGGAGAAUCAGUACCUCCCCAAGGGGCAAGCCAUGCCAUUGUAUCUCCUCGGGUACCAGUUUUACCCCAGUCCCCACUGGUACCCCAGUCCCCAGUCAGGCUGCCUGGGAUGCCAGCCGUAAGUUCUCCUUUUGCAUCAUGUACACUUGCUACUGGUUCAUCAUUGCUAGCAACCCCUCCUAAUGUCUUGCCAGUAAGACUGGCAGGAACACCUGGCCUAAGCUCAACAUUGCCAAGUAAAACAAAUGUAGUGUCAGCUCUUCCUAGGUUGCCAACUCCACAGGCUGGUAACUUUGCAUUACCUCCAUUAGGUACAUCCACUCUAGUGUCUUCUCCAAGGUUACCCAGUGUACCAGCUCUAGUUUCUCCACUUGUAACCAGUGCCCCUGGUCUUGGUUCAGCACUGGCUACAUUCAGCUUAGCUACCAGUACUCCAGCACAAGCUGUAUGUUCAUCUGCCGUUUCACCUGCAGUAGCACAUCCCUUACCCAGAUUAUCAGGGCCUCUAUCAUCCUUGCCUGUAUUACCCAGCCCAUCAGAUGUUGUCAUCCCUGGCCCUGUCGUAUCAGUUUCCUCACCUUUCUCCUCAGCUGCAGCUCCUGUUGUAGGAGAAAACACAACUUUGCACUGUCAACUUCCUGCCCCACAGAUGGUUGCAGUGGCAACUCUGAGCUCCGGCAUACAACCUAAACAGACAGCAGUUAGAAUUACAGCACCCUCAGCCUCACAACCCCAGGCUUUAGUGUAUGCUGGAUUAGGCAAUGCGUCUAUCAAAAAAACAGUAGCAGUCAUGCAGUCAGUGCCUGCUUGCACACGGACACAAGUGUUGCCAACAGUGGCAGUCCCACCAAUUGUUAGUCCAGUGUCUAGGAUGCAGACACUGCCCAUUGCCACGGUUCCACCAAUCGGAAGCACUGUCAACACCUUUGAAACCACACCUGUGGCAACGGCACCUCCACCCAGCCCCACCGUAUCAGUCAUGUCAGCUCAAUCAAUCACACCACUGAAGACAAACAACACCAUCCACCUACCUGUCUUACUGACCAAUCAAGCAAUUGGGAAACACACUCUUCAGACCUCCACCUUGGGUAUGCAUACCAAUAUGACAUCCAAGCUUCUCAUUAGUCCUGAUGGUGCUGUUUUGGGUACUGCUCCAUGUCAGGUCAAUCCAGCACAACUGACUGCCUUCCCCAAACCUCUGGAAGCACUGGUGAUUUCCUCCAAUAGUUCCACUGGAGCACUACAAACACAUGAUUCCUCUUUGCAGCAUUCACGGGCAGACACAAAGUGAACCAAUUAAAUGAGACGGUGUCAGCUAUGUCAGGGCUCAGACACCACUUUUUAGCUGCAUAGUUUUUGAAGGUUUUGUAUCUGUUACUUGUUGUAGUA